UUGUCAUUUCCGUAGAAAAUAGCAGCAGGCCACAAGUCGCAAAGGUAGCUCCUGCCGUCGUGAUGAAUCCGAACGAAGUGGUUUAUAUUUCUAAUAUUCCCAAGCAAACCUCGUUAGCGGAGUUGCACAGUUUGCUGAAAUCGUCCGGGAAUGUGGUCGGUUCCACGUUCAUGCGCGAAAAUCGCAAUGAUUGCCGGACGAAAAUUGCGUUUGUUUUGUUCGAGAACGAAGCGCAAGCCGCGGAAGCUUGCGGCCUGGAUCAGACGCUCUUCCAGUCGCAUCGAUUGAGCGUGAUGCUGUCGAACGAUGAUCGAAAGUUUUUGGCCGGCUAUACCAUAGUAAUACAUAACACAUCAUCCGAUACGAGCGAGGAGGAUCUGUUCGAAGCGUGCUGUAGAUACGGGAAUGUCGAGACGGUACAGAUUCCCACCAAUCACUAUGCGUUCGUUAGCUUUUCGGAACGAUCCGCAGCCCACGCAGCGCAUCGGAAGCUGAACAAUUCGAUGCUAAACCAGCACCAGGUGUCGGUGAAAGUUCUCGACGAGGAUGUGCGAGUGCGGCUGGAAGAUUUGGAUAGUUACAAAACGCCUCGCGUUUACAAUGAGCUGCUGCGCGCGAAGCAGCAGUACUUUGAUAACCAGGAACCGAUGCGACACGACCCGCAGCAGAACCUGAUGGACGAUCGGGACGAUGAUUUCCAGGACCACCACCAACAACAACACCAGUACAACGACAAUCUGGACGAUGAUUCUAUGGGCCAGUAUAAUCGAAACGAGAACUGCGAUGAUUUUUCGCCAGCGCCGGGCUUGCAGGACUACGAGGAGGACUACAGUCCAUUGCUCGUCUAUCGUCGCGAUGUACGAUUUGGAAAGCUACGCUUCCAAACGGAAAACAAUACGGCAGUCAAGGUGGAGAAUAUUCCGCGCGAAGUUUACGACGAAGAUGUGGUCAUUUACUUUCAAAAGUUCGGCCCCAUCUUAAGCAUCGAGCGAGGCAUCUGUCUGAACGCGCUGUUUUCGAAAAUUUACACGAUAACCUACCAGAACGAGGAAUCGCAGCAACGCGCACUGAAUUGCUUUUGCCGACAGGUGGUACUGUCCGAUAUAACCUGCACCAUAUUCACUAUGAUUCCCGGAGAGGCACUUCAUCCGGUAAAGAAUCAAUCUGUGCUGAUUAACUUUGUACCAAACUAUGUAAUGUACGACGAAAUCGUACAAGCAUUUUCCGACAUUGGAAAUGUGUUGUACGUCGAGAAAAAAGUUCGCAACAAUGGUCCGACGAUCGUACACUUUACGCACCCGAUCAACAUGAACGACGCUUGCCAAAUCGAUAGCAUUACGGAUAUUAACGUUACCAUCGUACCAGUGAGUCAGAAAGAUUUCAUGAUUUUCACUACCAACAUGCCUGUGUACUUUCGAGCCGCCAAGGGCAGGAUGAACGGCACACCGAAGGGUAAUUACUUGCAGGAAAUAGAAGCCAAAGAGGAGCAGGAAAAGAAGGAUAACAUCAUUUUCAAAACGGGGUUCGACCCGCACUAUUGCAAUCCCAACCCGAAGAAGUACAAUUUUGAAGUGGUGGUUUACAACUGUCCCAAAGCUGCGAAGCUAUCAACGCUAAAAGGUUACUUCAACCGCGCCGGUGCCGUACGGGCGCUGCGCAAGGAGCCGAGCAAAUUUGAUUCGAACACGUGGAAGGUGUUUGUCAGCUUUGCCAACUAUCUAGAGGCUUACCGAGCCGUGCGGUUAAAGGGUAAGUUCAAUGGAGAUUUCAUCUUCAAACAUAUCGCCGCGGAAAGCCCCAGAUUGGAUUGCAUGGAAGCGAUAAUGGUGACGGUGGUACCAGAGGAAAACCUUUCGGUGGCACAAGUUGUACGCGAGUUUGUGAAAUGUGGAGUUUUAUAUUUUGCCGAAAAAACAUCGACAAACGAGUUCGUCCUCAUCUAUCGAGACGUAAAGGGGGCACAACGAGCCUGUGAGAUGCAUGCCAUUGAACGUCAUCCGAUUGAGGUGUUCUGGCUGAAGGAUGUAUUGAAACAGAAAGGGAAACAGAAAAUAUUCAGAUUUAAUUUGAGUUCUGGCGCGAACACGGGCGCUGAUGACGAUACGAAGGAUUAUCGGGGACGAGUGCUGCUAUCGGACAUGUUUGGGCAGAAGGAACCAAAGGACAUGGACAGCAAAGCAGUGCUGCCGAUUCCUCCACCGAAAGCCCCGAAGCCCCCGGGCGUACCGAGGACGGAACCUUUGACGGUGGAAAUCAUCAACAAGCCUUGUGACACACCCAAGCCAUCGACAAGCAGCGUCCCUCCACCGGUGGACAUAAAGGAAGAGGAUCUUCGGAAUGUAAUUGUCGAAAAGCGCAGCAUCAAAUCGGAAUGCCUGGAUCAGCUGAACAGUCUGGAAGAGAUGGAACGUUACAUCAAGCAGAAAGAGCAGGACAUUCAACGUCGGCUACAGCAGCUGGAAAAGGACGAGGCAAACGUUACGGCCUUGCUGCCAUCCACCAGCACGAAGCGGGCCAAAUCUUCGGAAGAGAAAGCUAAGGAACCGACCAGCGCCAGGACCGAGCCGCCUAGUGGUAGCAGAGCUAAUGCAAGCAGCAGCCGGCGCACGUCAUCGCCUACCCUACCCCUAAUCGAACCGAGCUCCUCGUCCUCCAGCCACCAACGGAUCAGCAACCACACAACGACCGUAGGAGUCAGCAUUCCCACGUACUCGUCGUCAGACAGCUUGAGGCUCUCGGAUCAGAUGCGGUCCGUUUCGCCUUCGGAUCGUUUAGCACACGAGCGGUACAUGCAAAUUCGUGUGGAAAAAAUUGCCAUCACGCAGGAGCUAGACUCGUUGCGACAACGGUUCGAUUACCGCAAGGGAUCUCGCGUGGACGCAUUACGGGAUCUGCUUGCCGGACUGAAUCGAGAGCAGCGUGAAAUCCAGAUACAGCUAGAAGCGAAGAGACGCUUCCGUAUGCCAGAUGAUGCAAACUACGCCGGCAGUUCGUUUGAUCCUUCGCCAUCGCCACCAGCGAAACGCCACAACAGACGAUCCUCAUCGCGCUCGUCCCGAUCGAUAGGGCGGCGAUCUCAAUCUCGUUCGCCGUACCGCCGCAAUGCACGGUUUUCUCGAUCACGCUCAAGAUCACGGACUUCCGGAAGGUUGCCACGCUCACGAUCACGGACCUCUGGAAGAUUGGUACGCUCCCGAUCAAGGAACUCGGGAAGAUUGGUACGCUCUCGAUCAAGAAACUCGGGAAGAUUGGUACGCUCUCGAUCAAGGAACUCGGGAAGGUUGGCACGUUCCCGAUCAAGGAACUCGGGAAGGUUGGCCCGUUCUCGCUCACGACGCACAAGGUCGCGAACUCAAUCACCACCGUCACGAUUUUCGCGCAAAUCCCGUUCCCCAUCUCCGCCAUCAUACGAGCAUCAAAAGCGACGCCGAUCGAGGACUCCAUCGAAGGAAGUGAGAUCACCGCCGGUCGCAAGGCAAGCCUAUCAGUUGGAACGGGUAAUGUACAACAUUGGACGCUACAACCAUAAGCACGUCAAGCACAGCGUGUACGUGGGCAACGUUAGCAGCCAGGUGAGCCAACGGGAAAUCGAAGAAAUAUUUGCCCGCUUCGGCCGGCUGGCGGAUGUGGACUUUGACCGGUUCAAAUGGUACGGCGAGGUAUACUUCGAUUACACCAAUCGGGAGCAUGCGUUUAAAGCGCUGGAAAUGAACAACGUUAAAAUAGCGGGCCGCCGGCUGCGGGUGGCGUUCAAUUCGGAUAAACCAUCGAUCAGAGAGGGAUACUCGCUUUACCUCUCGCUGAGACAACCGACCGACGAGCAAACCAUUUAUCGCACGUACGAAUCGUACGGUGAAAUUGAUUUCAUUUGGUACCCGGAGAACCAACUGAUCGGUACCAUCUCCUUCCGGCGGACGGAAGAUGCGAACGAUGCACUAGCGGUGUACAAGCUAAUCGAUGGAACGCCGAUCAAAUCAAGACCUUUCAAAGAUAGGGUGAACAACGUUGCUUGAACGAACGAGCACGCACGAUCGGUGAAGGUACCGAGCGUUACUUAACUUGCCGCCGAGCUAAACUUGAGUGCGUGAAAUCUACAACAGGCUGGUUCACAAUACCGUACAUUGAAGUACACCACUAAAGUUGUACUAAAGUUGUCGCGUAACAGCAUUUAACACUCAAACUUUGGUGAAACAACACAGCGCAAACCAACGGAAGCCACAUAAAGGGCAGACAAUUUAAUUAAAAGCGCCAAAUGAAGUUUGAACAAUUGCUUAAAUAUGAAUUUAAAUAUUGAUCAUUCUUCUUGUGGAGGAAAGAUUACGUGAGUGUUUUAGUGUAGCCGUAAAAUGAAGACGAAGUACGUUUGGUUAUUGCUUUUCCCAAGCAACGUGGUUUUGUUUUUCGAAGAGUUUCUUUCCGACACCAGAAAACAAGCAACACCGUGACGUGGUUAUGGAGAAGCUACAAUCAUCUUUUAUUCAUUUGCCAAAAGUUUUUAGUUGGUGUAACGUAACGUAUAGGCUAUAUUGCUAGAGAAGAAUUACACUGUUGCGUUACAGAUUUCGUGUGAGUAUACACACUCCAAAGUUAUGCAGAACUAGGUAGUAUCGUUGUAAAUAUUGUUGUUUCUUUUUUUCUUCUCUCCUUUGCUUAUAUUUGUUGGGGUACCGCGAAAAUACAGUUUGAAUUUUUCACAAUUCAACCUUUCUCAAGAGAGGAGCAUACACAAGCGAUAAAAAUAUCAAUUAUAGCAGCGUAGAGUAAAAGGUGUUCAGUUUUCACGUUUCAUUUAAAUAGAGAUUACUUUCGAUAGGGUUAAUAUCAGUGGAACAAAUGUAUUUUUCUGCUUACAGACCAUUUAAAAAAAAAACAAGCUAGAAAAAAGAAGAAAUACUUUAAUGAUUUGAACUCUGUAAUGCCCAUUGUUCAGGUGACUAGUAUCGACAGACGGUUUGGUGAAGGAAAACAGAUCUGUUCAAGUAAAUGUGCGCGUUAGUUCAGUAUGAUGCUACGCAAAUGUCGUCAAAAAAUGGAAAUUGAGGCUUUUGGAGUUGUGAAACGAAAACAAUCCGGUGGCGGUGCAAAUUCCCUUGUCACUUGAAACAUAAAAUUAAUACUUUUAUAAGUUGGUGCAGUACGCACUACUUAGAAGAAAAAGUUAUAUAGAAAAUAAAUAAUUAGAGCUACAAA
Messenger RNA from Anopheles stephensi (Asian malaria mosquito), 5190 nucleotides. RefSeq lists its product as uncharacterized. The coding region runs from base 63 to 4013 and encodes 1316 amino acids. Gene Ontology annotation, cellular component: cytoplasm; ribonucleoprotein complex; nucleus. The transcript is spliced from 8 exons. Gene Ontology annotation, molecular function: mRNA binding. Lineage: Eukaryota; Metazoa; Arthropoda; Insecta; Diptera; Culicidae. The record is from RefSeq and is a predicted model, not a curated record.